Messenger RNA from Dicrocoelium dendriticum, 3991 nucleotides. The record is from the annotation of a GenBank genome assembly. Lineage: Eukaryota; Metazoa; Platyhelminthes; Trematoda; Plagiorchiida; Dicrocoeliidae.
CAGACCCUGAUCUGGGAAGAUUGCGCUUCGAUCCGUCGGAUGGAUUACUGCACGUGGGUAGCUCAGAGACGAUUGCUUGUCACCGUGACGUGGAGGACGAGAGUGCCAGUCCGGGUGCAUUCACGUUGGUGGAUGUGCAUUCGCGCACGCAGCUUCUCUCGACUGACUCGAGCGUGCGACCUGUGGUGGUGAAGCCACCGGAAGGAAAGUCGACGUACACGGAAUACGGAUCGACAACGGUGUUGUGCUCGUUUGAAGACGACCGAGGUCGGCGAUUGGAGCGGAAUUUGACUGUCCGCAUCCUACCGGCGGACAUGGUGGGCACGCUGAAUGGAAACGACACGGAUAAUCAGACAGUGUACACGGGUGAUGAUCGUGAGUUGGAGUGCGACUUGGUACCGGCGGAUGCAGCGGAUCGUUUGGACGGUGUGUGGACUGUGCAAGUGUAUGGAGAUUCAGUUCAGGUCGUUUCGGUGCAAAUUGUGGAUGGUCGGGCGAAGGUGAUGCCACCGGAUCCGCCGGGUCGUUACACGAUAACGGGCGAAGUGUUGGUGAAAUGUUUGUUCCAGACACCUGAUGGUGAUCCGCUGUAUGAAUUCAACCGGAGCGUGACGGUGACAGACCCUGAUCUGGGAAGAUUGCGCUUCGAUCCGUCGGAUGGAUUACUGCACGUGGGUAGCUCAGAGACGAUUGCUUGUCACCGUGACGUGGAGGACGAGAGUGCCAGUCCGGGUGCAUUCACGUUGGUGGAUGUGCAUUCGCGCACGCAGCUUCUCUCGACUGACUCGAGCGUGCGACCUGUGGUGGUGAAGCCACCGGAAGGAAAGUCGACGUACACGGAAUACGGAUCGACAACGGUGUUGUGCUCGUUUGAAGACGACCGAGGUCGGCGAUUGGAGCGGAACUUGACUGUCCGCAUCCUACCGGCGCACAUGGUGGGCACGCUGAAUGGAAACGACACGGAUAAUCAGACAGUGCACGCGGGUGAUGAUCGUGAGUUGGAGUGCGACUUGGUACCGGCGGAUGCAGCGGGUCGUUUGGACGGUGUGUGGACGGUGCAAGUGUAUGGGGAUUCAGUUCAGAUCGUCUCGGUGCAAAUUGUGGAUGGUCGGGCGAAGGUGGUGCCACCGGAUCCGCCGGGUCGUUACACGAUAACGGGCGAAGUGUUGGUGAAAUGUUUGUUCCAGACACCUGAUGGUGAUCCGCUGUAUGAAUUCAACCGGAGCGUGACGGUGACAGACCCUGAUCUGGGAAGAUUGCGCUUCGAUCCGUCGGAUGGAUUACUGCACGUGGGUAGCUCAGAGACGAUUGCUUGUCACCGUGACGUGGAGGACGAGAGUGCCAGUCCGGGUGCAUUCACGUUGGUGGAUGUGCAUUCGCGCACGCAGCUUCUCUCGACUGACUCGAGCGUGCGACCUGUGGUGGUGAAGCCACCGGAAGGAAAGUCGACGUACACGGAAUACGGAUCGACAACGGUGUUGUGCUCGUUUGAAGACGACCGAGGUCGGCGAUUGGAGCGGAACUUGACUGUCCGCAUCCUACCGGCGCACAUGGUGGGCACGCUGAAUGGAAACGACACGGAUAAUCAGACAGUGCACGCGGGUGAUGAUCGUGAGUUGGAGUGCGACUUGGUACCGGCGGAUGCAGCGGGUCGUUUGGACGGUGUGUGGACGGUGCAAGUGUAUGGGGAUUCAGUUCAGAUCGUCUCGGUGCAAAUUGUGGAUGGUCGGGCGAAGGUGGUGCCACCGGAUCCGCCGGGUCGUUACACGAUAACGGGCGAAGUGUUGGUGAAAUGUUUGUUCCAGACACCUGAUGGUGAUCCGCUGUAUGAAUUCAACCGGAGCGUGACGGUGACAGACCCUGAUCUGGGAAGAUUGCGCUUCGAUCCGUCGGAUGGAUUACUGCACGUGGGUAGCUCAGAGACGAUUGCUUGUCACCGUGACGUGGAGGACGAGAGUGCCAGUCCGGGUGAAUUCACGUUGGUGGAUGUGCAUUCGCGCACGCAGCUUCUCUCGACUGACUCGAGCGUGCGACCUGUGGUGGUGAAGCCACCGGAAGGAAAGUCGACGUACACGGAAUACGGAUCGACAACGGUGUUGUGCUCGUUUGAAGACGACCGAGGUCGGCGAUUGGAGCGGAAUUUGACUGUCCGCAUCCUACCGGCGGACAUGGUGGGCACGCUGAAUGGAAACGACACGGAUAAUCAGACAGUGUACACGGGUGAUGAUCGUGAGUUGGAGUGCGACUUGGUACCGGCGGAUGCAGCGGAUCGUUUGGACGGUGUGUGGACUGUGCAAGUGUAUGGAGAUUCAGUUCAGGUCGUUUCGGUGCAAAUUGUGGAUGGUCGGGCGAAGGUGAUGCCACCGGAUCCGCCGGGUCGUUACACGAUAACGGGCGAAGUGUUGGUGAAAUGUUUGUUCCAGACACCUGAUGGUGAUCCGCUGUAUGAAUUCAACCGGAGCGUGACGGUGACAGACCCUGAUCUGGGAAGAUUGCGCUUCGAUCCGUCGGAUGGAUUACUGCACGUGGGUAGCUCAGAGACGAUUGCUUGUCACCGUGACGUGGAGGACGAGAGUGCCAGUCCGGGUGAAUUCACGUUGGUGGAUGUGCAUUCGCGCACGCAGCUUCUCUCGACUGACUCGAGCGUGCGACCUGUGGUGGUGAAGCCACCGGAAGGAAAGUCGACGUACACGGAAUACGGAUCGACAACGGUGUUGUGCUCGUUUGAAGACGACCGAGGUCGGCGAUUGGAGCGGAAUUUGACUGUCCGCAUCCUACCGGCGCACAUGGCGGGCACGCUGAAUGGAAACGACACGGAUAAUCAGACAGUGCACGUGGGUGAUGAUCGUGAGUUGGAGUGCGACUUGGUACCGGCGGAUGCAGCGGGUCGUUUGGACGGUGUGUGGACGGUGCAAGUGUAUGGGGAUUCAGUUCAGAUCGUCUCGGUGCAAAUUGUGGAUGGUCGGGCGAAGGUGGUGCCACCGGAUCCGCCGGGUCGUUACACGACAACGGGCGAAGUGUUGGUGAAAUGUUUGUUCCAGACACCUGAUGGUGAUCCGCUGUAUGAAUUCAACCGGAGCGUGACGGUGACAGAUACCGUGACCACCACUACGCCGUCACUCUCCUCCACUGCAUCAGGCUCUGUGGUGAAACCAAAACGAAACCUAUCUGAAUGGCAAACGUUUGAUAUUCCUGAUGAUGUAUUUGUUAACCUGAGCCACAUAAACUUUUACCCUCCUGGAACGUGGAACAACAUUUGGUGGCUUCCUCUGAUGGUGGCUUGGUUUCUCGUCUUACUCGGCACCGCCAUCCUCAUUGGUCAGCUUUGUGGAUUUCGACGCGAUUGGGCUUACUCACGUUUGGAUCUGCAGCACAUGUUACGCAAAGUCGACGCAAAAACAGCGGAUGUGUGGACUCCAAACAAGCCCAUUCCUCCAGCACCAGAAUUGCCUUCCGAUCUCGUGGACAAAAUCUGCCUGCACCGAGAUAUGCUAACCCCGGAAACAUUUCAAACGUUGCAGAAGACUGUGGGAUUGUAUCGCGAUUACGCUAAUCUGGUUUCCUUGUGGAAUAAACUUUGGCUGGCCAAGGACCGGGACGGCCUGAUAACUUCAUCUGAAUUAUUCAUAGACUAUCUUCAAAGGCACAGAAGAGAGGAAGAAUUGACCGAAGGGGAGUUUAUCAGCCAUAUCGAGAGCUGGUAUGCCGACCUGAAAUCCGCGAGGGGCGAAACUACGCGGUCCGAUAGAUGAAGGCACCAGGCCCCAGCCACAUACUCAACAUGGGGACGAAGAUAUGUGUUGAUCAACAGUGGUACUAGCCAACGCUCAAAUGUGCCGAUAGCUCGCCUCAAAAGCCUCAAGUGCAAGUUCACCACAUUCGCCGCCUGCGAGCAUUAGAGCGAAUUGCCAAAACUUUCUUGGACGAUGAUAACUAAAUUUCGUUCCUUAGUCAUCUGUUGCAUUGUACCCAGUUAGAACUAAGAGUCAUC